UCAGUUAAUGUGGCUCAGAUAUUAUGGUAAUCUACAAAUGAAAAGAUUGCAAAGAUUAAGCACUUUUUGAUUAGUAUUUCAAAGGUUUACUUUCUGCUGUAGUUGAUCCUCUUGCUUGAAUAAACAAUCUUUGUUAGCCGGACGUCAAGCGUUAAGCUCCUCCUCCUUAUGCAAAACGUCCUCGGUAUCCGGAAAUUAACAAUCCCGUGACGUUAGAGGAAUGUUAGCACAGCAUCGGAAUGACUACAGUGCCUUUCUGUGUUUGGUUUUWAAAACUUUUUACAGCUGUCUGUCGCUGUCAGCUAACAGUUUAGCUCCCCUGUCGUCUUACGAACAUGGAGCUAGCAGAGCCAAAGAGGCUGUCGGUGGAUGUAUUCCUCCGCUCGGACCUUUGCAGCGGGAUGAAUUCUUCCUCGGGACCCUAACGGAACCGUGGAGUCAGAUUUAUGGGACGAACAAGCUAGCAGGCUAACCCGAACGUCAAGACGGUGAACAAUGUCGCGGUUUGAACUGAAAGAACUGUCCAAUUUCAGAGAAUACGCGGGCAGCCUCGAGCUGACGGACAUAUUGACUUCGAGGGACACAAACAGCCUGUCAGAUGUCCGUGUAAGCCCGGACGGACGUCACAUCCAUAUCAUCCUCCGCGAGCCUAAGGUCGGUCUCAUGACUUGUGACAAGUACGAAAGACCCCAGCCGACUCAGAACCACAAGAAACUGGAGUUGUGUUUUCCACGAACGGUUCCGGUCGUGGAUCUUUGCUAUUUGGACCAUUACAACAACAAUAACAACUGCAGCAGAGAAGCGGCAGUCGCUGCAGUGAUUUAUGAGGAUGGAAAAGCGGAGUUUUGGAUCUUUCAGGAGAGCAAGGCCGGCUGGCGUCUCCUGCAGACAUCAGAUCUGUGCACCAGCCCCCAGGCCAGAGUCGUGUCUGUCUGCGUUUGCUCCAGUUUUAUCCUCUGGUGUGAGGAGCGACCCGCCUCCUCGGAGAGCUCCACGAGCAAUAAGUUGGGGUGCUGUGUUUGCAKGCGUGACUUUGAGGUUGAAGAGGGGGCCGUCAUCUUGGCUGGGGCGAAAGUCAUCCUUCACAGCAGUCCCAGAUUCACUGUGAUCAGCUCAGGGGAUUACGUGCACCUUCUCCCUGACCUGAAAGCGAAGCCAGCGUCGUGCACCUUCAAAUUCUUCCUCACCUGGUCCCCUCGUCACGACUCCUUCACAGUCAGCGCCGUUUGCAGGAACACCGCCAUCAAGAAGCUUUCAGCCAAAGAGUCUGACUUUAGGAAACUGAUCACUGAUUGUUUAGGGUAUUUAUCAGCUCUGGAGCCGCCUGAGAUCUACGGUUUUUCGCCUACUGGCUGCGGAGGCCUGCUGCUUCUCCUCAGCACUGGCUGGCUGUGUCUCCUGCAGAAAGAUGGGACGAUGAGAAAAGUUUACAAACUGCCCGAGAACGGUUUGGUGCAGCACGGCGCACACACGAACCUUUGCGUUUAYGUGAACGUUGUGGCGCUGGUAAUAGGGCCAAACCUGCAUCUGAUAGAGUUGAGUUGUGGCAGAGAACUGCAAAAGAUUGUGUUGAAGAGUGGCGGGUUGUUGUAUGUGAACCAGACCGAAAGGCGCACUCCACAUCUGCUCUCAGAAGCUGGACUGUUUGUGGUGGAGGACAGAAAAACAGACGCUGCAGACUGCAGCUUUAAAACGAGCCCUCCUGGUUUUGGCACGGUCGAGGGCGUUCAUCCCGGAGCCCUCCUCGUAGAGGCCGUUUUCGAGGAGGCUUGUAAAUACUACCAGCAGAGGAGCCUGAGCAGCACCCAGCUCACCGUGGACACGUUAAAAAAAGGGGGAAGGUUCCAGGCUCCCAUCUCCUUAGCCUCCAUCCUCAGGAGCUUCCUCGGCGCCGGCUUGAAGAAGAAGGGUGCCMAGCCGUUGCAGAACGGAGGAGGCGAGUUCGUCGCGGGGCAGGACAAGCUCAUGGCUUCRCUGGAGGGUGAGCUCAAGGCCCUGGUGUCUCUGGAGGAGCUGAAGGGGGGUUUGGUGAGGGGCGGUCCUAAGGAGGUGGAGGCGGUGUGCGAGACUCUGAUGGAGAAAGAAGUGACGAGGCUGCUGUCGGCGUCYGAGCUGGAUAGAGAGGCUCUGCUGUACCUGAACUCCAUCUUCAGCGUCUUCCCCCGGCAGGCGUGGCGGGCUGCCCAGGCUGCGCUUCAGCUGCACCGCAACGGGGAGGGGUCUCUGUCCAGCAGGGCUCCCCCUGACGUGUGGAAGGCUGUCCUCAGUCACRCUCAGCCGUCCACCCCUGCAGCCUCCCUUUUGUUUCAGAACGGGCAGCCGAAACACAACAGCCUUAAAGGUGGUCACAGUUAUAAAGGCAGACCCCCCUCCUCCCCCUCCCCACCCGUCCUGCCGGUGUUUGAGCUCCUCUGUCAUUCGGUCCUCCACUUCCAGCCCACGUGGCUCCCCCGCUUCAUCGAGCUCGCCCAGCAGCAGCAGGGCUCCGUGGGUUUGGGUCUGGGCCUCGCCUCGUCCUCCUGGAGUUUCUCCGGCGGCCGAGGAGCGGAGGGCGGCGAGAACAACGUGCCCCUCUACAAACGAGCGCUGCGCGUCCUGGCCGCCGCAAACCCGGACGGGGGCCGGCGCCCGGACCUGGAGGUGGAGCUGCUGCUGGUGGGCGGGCGGCCCAACGCCGUCCUGCAGGCUCUGCGGAUCCUCAUGGGCGAGGGCCAGUGGGGGCGGGUCACCCAGGUGGCCCAGCAGUUCUGCAAACAGAGCCCGCUGCUCAACAAGGAGAUUUUCACCACGCUGCUCUGCGAGGCGGCGCAGCGCCGAGACCUGGACCCUCACCUGGACCUGCUGUGGACCCUGUGCCCCGAAGACUUCACCGUCACCACCAUCCUGAACUUGGUGCUGAAAAGCCUUCCCGCUCCCGACGCCUCCGCCCAGCCCUCUGCUUUCACAAACCCCUCCUCCUCGCCUCCUUUUGUGGACCCUCACAGCAGCAGCCAGUUGACCGUAGGGCUGCUGAAGCCCCUGCUGAGAAAAGUCCUCCAGAGCGAGACGAAGCCGAGUCAGCGUUACGUCGACAUCCUGCAAUCCCCGUCGUACCCACCUCCGGCUCUUCCUCGCCAACCCACGGAGCAGGUGAGCUCUGCCACAGACUCGGCUUCGUGCAGCAGCAGCAGCACCGCCGCUCCUCGCACAGAAACACCUGAGCAGCAACCGUCCACGCACGCAACCAUUCAAAGGUGCAGCAUCGCACUCUCUGCUGCGCCGCUUGGAUUUACUGACAGCUGAACGACUCGUACGCCACAUUCCACACACAAGCUUUACUAAACGUGUCGACAGUCAGAGAAAAACACAAGUCUGUGAAAGGUUUCCUGAAUGUAAUAAUUAACUGAUAGUGUGUAUUUGAAGGUAUUGUCAGAAGAAAUAUGACUACUAGUAAGUAUAAAAUGACUACUGAACAUAUAAAGUAAAUAUAUGGCAGGUCAUUUUUAAAUCUGAUUUAUGUGUAUGCUGUAUCCAGUUGUAUUUAUCUCUUAAAGGUACUCCUUGUACGGUCCRAAAACAAAAUCCACACAAUUUGUUUCUAAUAUAAUGUGUUCUUAAAUUAAAUGUUUGUAAGCUAAAUUUAUGACCAGCUGCCAAAUACCAUGUGUGUAUUUACCUACGAAAAGAGCCAAAGUGACUCAAAAAACACAUUAAUAGCAAUGUUGGUGGAAGAGGUGUCUGGGAUGGAGUUAAUUUUUUUUCAUAUUUGAAUGUAUUUACCCUCAAAUUUGUUGAGUAAAGUAUACAAUCUUCCGUAUAGUCUUGGACAAAUUCAGCUGAGUUUGUUUACCUCGAGUGCGUACCCGCAUUUUAGAAUUUCAUAUCGAUAUAUCUGGAAAACUACUGGAGUUAACUCAGACUGCAUCAUUAAAUAUAGCCAAGGAAGUUAUUGUUGCAAUGAGUACCUAUAAGUGCAUGCGAUGACAAUGUUAUAUUUAGUGACCUUAACCCCCAACAAGAAURAAUAAGUAACGGUUUUGUUUAUUAUACUGUUUUAAAACCGUAAAAGCCACUAAAUUUUAUUCCAUGUUUUUCUCAUCAUAAGAAAUGGCUGUAAAAUCUUUUAAAUGAAUGUGGAUGAAUAUACUCCUGUGUUGAGUAACUGAAUAUAUAUUUGAAGUGCUGCUUGCUGGGAAACAAAGCUACUGAUGUAUAGUUUAUCAUUGUGCUUUGCUGAGAAAAGAAAAGAAAUUAACAUGUUUAUGAUUGUAUUUGAGUUCUUUAACUUUCUCUUGUGCUUUCAUGCAGUCAUUGAGAGAAUUCAGAAAAGCUGGUCUUUGUUUUUGCUUUGUGUUGUUUUUUGUUUUUUUUUAGCGUGGGAUCAAGGUUCCUUUGCUGACUUUUAGUUUCACACUAAGGACCCCAAAUGUGCUUGACCUUCAACCUUGUUUUGAUUGACUCSGUUUAACAAUUUAAUCUCUGUAAACUGGACCUGCAACAGUUGAAAUGUCAUGUUUUUUUUAAUAUAACUCCCAUUAUCUGUUCCCUCUCAGCCCAACUGGCAGGGACAUUCCAGGAAAAAAUUCCCAGUGAAAGUGGCAAAUUUAAUUUAGCUUCUAAUCUGUUCAGGAUUUUAUGCAUGAGACAUAUUAUGGCUAACCCAAGCACCCUGCUGAUUGUAUAAAGUCACCAUUCAUCCCGUUCCCCCACCCACCACCACCACCUUCAUGGACUUGAAUGUUAUUAGAGAUGACAAGCCUUCUGUUUUCCUGCUUCUGCACUUUUAUAUGGAAGCUGUCAGUAUUGUUUGAACCACACUUUAGAUUUCUUCCACAGGUUUUAAGUGCUGUAAGCAACAAAAGUACGCCGAAGUGCCUUUUGUGUUUGGUUUUGUUCAUGUCAACUGAUCUGGAGAAGUAAUUGAUUACUUUGUUUUUAUUGGGGAAAAAAAUCUCCAAAAUGAUUUCAGAUCUCUACGUUGUCGAGGUUUACAAAACCUCUUUUUUUAAAUGCAAGGUGACAGAGUCCAAAAUGCUGCAGAACUGUGUCUCUGACCUUCGCCGRCAGGGUUGUCGCAUUUCUCCUCACCGUUCCUGUCGUUGCAAAGUGUGUUUUUAAGCUAUCUCUUAGUGUGUGAAGCAUUUUUAUCUUCACAGUUAAUUGGGGUUUUAAAUUUAAAAAAGAAACUCAUUGAUGCCAUCUUAAGUUGCGUGCUCAGAGCAAGCAUGGCCAAACCUGCUCAGCUGGGUUCAGUUACUUUCACUGUGUGCUGAAAUUGACUGGGAACCCCCUGACUGCCUCAUACAGGUCACUCAGGCUAACCGUCUGACUGUUAAACAUUAAUCUGCCUUAAAUGUCGCUGCAGUACAUAUUGUAAUUUUGUUUACUUUUUGGCAAUGCUUAAUGCAGUAUUUUGAAAGAAAACUAUGGAAGUAUUUAUGUGCAAAUGCAUGCUAUUAAACUAAAGAUUAAACCUCU
Austrofundulus limnaeus is the source of this 5457-nucleotide messenger RNA. RefSeq names its product HPS6 biogenesis of lysosomal organelles complex 2 subunit 3 (gene hps6). Bases 496 to 3282 code for a protein of 928 amino acids. The record is from RefSeq and is a predicted model, not a curated record. Gene Ontology annotation, cellular component: BLOC-2 complex; lysosomal membrane. NCBI's taxonomy places the organism in Eukaryota, Metazoa, Chordata, Actinopteri, Cyprinodontiformes, Rivulidae. The transcript has a single exon. Gene Ontology annotation, biological process: protein localization to membrane; organelle organization; lysosome localization.